This is a messenger RNA of Cladophialophora yegresii CBS 114405, 1362 nucleotides long. RefSeq lists its product as uncharacterized. Gene Ontology annotation, biological process: G protein-coupled receptor signaling pathway. The coding region runs from base 1 to 1362 and encodes 453 amino acids. The record is from RefSeq and is a predicted model, not a curated record. Gene Ontology annotation, cellular component: cytoplasm. The transcript has a single exon. Lineage: Eukaryota; Fungi; Ascomycota; Eurotiomycetes; Chaetothyriales; Herpotrichiellaceae. Gene Ontology annotation, molecular function: G-protein alpha-subunit binding; guanyl-nucleotide exchange factor activity.
AUGCCAAGUCAACCCCAGCAGAACGAGGCUCGAGCUUUGCUCGCUCUACUGACGGAAUCCCUAGGAUCCAAGACAAAUGAGCACAAGCAGCUGGAAGAAGCCUUGGCGAAGCUGAAGGUACUCGGGCGAGAUGCGAACAACGUGUCUGCCAUUUAUGAUGCCGAUGGGAUGAAAACUUUGGGAAGCUAUGCCUUUGGAGACUUCCCUCCAUCAAUAAGACAUGAGGCACUCAGGUGCACUGCUAAUGCGCUUCUGUUGCUUCCGGAAACCCGCAAGUACUUGCUUAAGCUCGGCUUCGACAAGCAGGCAGCUGAUGCCCUCCGAGAUGCGGAUGAGGACGAGGAGUUUUUACUAUCUCGGAUUAUGUUCCUUCUAACUUACGACCCCGGCAUCGAUAUGGAAACUUUGGUCACCGAGCAUGGCUUAGCUGAGAGCAUUGUCCAAAGGCUAGCUCGUCAUGCAGAACAAGCGAAGAACACAAAGCGUUCAGGACUUACAGGUCAAGUAUAUAUGGCAAUGUUGGAGACUCUGAAGCUGCUUUUCAAUGCGACGAGUAUCAAAACAGACCAGGCCGCUAAAUUCAAGCCUGCUGUUGCACACAUUUGUCGCAUCCUCGAGUAUACCGACGUUCCGUCGCCACCACUCCAACCACCGAUCAACCUACUAAUCAAUGCCCUCGCAAAUCUAGACAUUGAUGGUGGAGACACACAGACUGCCGAGACGAGGUCGGCAGUAGCCAGGCUGAUCUCGAUACUUGCACUUGCCAUCGAGGGUCAUCCACCAACGGAACUCGACACUACGGCAGUGCCACUAUUAACAGUCCUGAGGAAGAUCAAUGACACUGCACCGCCGGAUUUGCGCGGCAGUAUGAAAGCACGUCUUCUACCUGACGACAAGGAACGCGAUCAACCUCUCGGAAAGUCAUCAUCGUUGGCGUCUCAACUCCUGCGAUUGACAACAUCCUCCGGAAUGCUCAACCUCUCAGAAGCAAUAUCCGGAUUGAUGUUUGAACUCUCGGGUAAAGACGCCAAUGAAUACGUGAAGAACGUGGGAUAUGGAUAUGCUGCGGGAUAUCUGAUGACCCACAAGAUCCCGAUCCCGGAGAGUGCGAAGUCCCAGGGCAAUGGAGAAUCGUCCAGCCAAGUUCCAAUCAACCCUAUCACUGGACAGAGGCUGGACAAGGAGCCAGACAUUGAGUUACCAAAUAUGACGCGGGAAGAAAAAGAGCGCGAAGCUGAACGGCUCUUCGUACUGUUUGAGAGGCUGAAGGCGACAGGAGUUGUCAACGUCAAGAAUCCAGUAGAAGUGGCAAAGGAAGCCGGGAGAGUCGAGGAGCUGAGCGAUUCGGACUCUGAUGAAUGA